GCGUGAGUCCCCACUGACUCGCGCAAAGCCAUCUUGGCAUUGUUCUGCCCGCGCCGCCGCCCGCGCCGCCACAGCCCCGCCACAGCCCCGCGCGCCCCCGCCAUGUCCGACGCGGCCGUGGACACCAGCGCCGAGAUCUCCGCCAAGGAUCUAAAAGAGAAGAAGGAAGUUGUUGAAGAAACAGAAAAUGGCAGAGAUGCACCGGCCAACGGCAAUGCUGAGAACGAGGAAAAUGGAGAGCAGGAGGCUGACAACGAAGUAGAUGAAGAGGAAGAAGAAGGUGGUGAGGAAGAGGACGAGGAAGAAGAGGGUGAUGGUGAGGAAGAGGAUGGUGAUGAAGAUGAUGAAGCUGAGGGAGCCACAGGCAAACGGGCAGCUGAGGAUGAUGAGGAUGACGACGUUGAUCCCAAGAAGCAGAAAACCGAUGAAGAUGACUAGGCAGCAAAUUUAUUAUUUUUUUUUUUAAAUAAGGAGGAAAACAAACCAACAAAAAAAGGCCAGCGCAUCCUCUUUACCCCUGGGACCCCCUUCCCUCCCGUUACAGCCCUUUUUACCCUCCCCGACACACACACAGCCCUUCCUCCCCCCUCUGCCAUGGUCAUCCUCACCAAGUAGAGUGAACCCCAGCCCCCCGGCGCGGCGCUGCCACUCAAUGACCAUAAGAAAUGAUUCGCCUGUUAGCGGGGAGAGAACCCCCCUUUCCCAUAGACCCUCCCCCCAAGCACCAAAACUUCAAGGCCCUGCUUUCUUUCUUAAAAGUACUUUAAAGGAGAAUUUGUUUGUAUUUUUUAUUUACAUUUUAUAUUUUUGUACAUAUUGUUAGGAGGUCCGCCAUUUUUAAGUGAUCUCGGAUUGACCAAAAGGGGGGCUUUGAAGUGUAUAUCUCUCUUGUUACCUAUCUCUGACUUUACUUGUGGUGUGACCAGGCCCAAACCAUUAUCUCAAAGGAGAAUAAAACAAAACCUUGUAAAAAAAAUUAAAAAAGAGACAAAAAUGCAAAAAAAAAAAAAGAAUUUACAAUCUUAUCUGAGCAUUCCAGUAACUUUUUUUGUGUAUUGUACUUUAGCUGUACCAUAGAUCGUGGUUUGUAUGAGGUGGCAAGGCCAAAGAUAAAAAGUUUUUUGUUUUGGUUUUUUUUGGGGGGGGUGUUAUUUUUUUUUCUGUCUAUGAAGUUGCUGUUUUUUUGUUUGUUUUGGUUUUUUAUUUUUAUUUUUUUGGCCUGUUUGAUGUAUGUGUGAAACAAUGUUGUCCAACAAUAAACCGGAAUUUUAUUUUGCCGAGUUGUCCUAACAA
Melopsittacus undulatus (budgerigar) is the source of this 1293-nucleotide messenger RNA. It is a transcript of the gene PTMA, whose product is annotated as prothymosin alpha. Gene Ontology annotation, cellular component: nucleus. Lineage: Eukaryota; Metazoa; Chordata; Aves; Psittaciformes; Psittaculidae. The record is from RefSeq and is a predicted model, not a curated record. Gene Ontology annotation, biological process: positive regulation of transcription by RNA polymerase II; negative regulation of apoptotic process. The transcript has 5 exons. Gene Ontology annotation, molecular function: histone binding. The coding region runs from base 103 to 438 and encodes 111 amino acids.